AUGGCCGUCUGCACUUGUCCUCCUAGGGUUUUCACCUCCUCCCAACCCGGCCCCCGCCCACGACUCGCGGGUCGGGUCGACGCCACGGCGCCGUUUCACGGCCUCUCCUCUCUCAUUCUUAGGUUUCCUCCCAACUUCGUCCGCCAGCUCAGCACCAAGGCCCGGAGGAACUGCAGCAACAUCGGUGUCGCACAGAUUGUCGCCGCUUCGUGGUCGAACAACAACUCCAACUCAGGCAUUCCGGCGGCGCCGUCGGCUACUGCCGUCGAUGCCGCCGCUACCGCCGCCAUUCCAGUCGAUCCGGCCAAACUUUCGGCCGGUGGUGACGAGGUGGUGUUUGAAAAUGAUGUACAGUUGGAGGCCUUGCCUGAUUUGAAGGAGGCCUCGUUCUUGAGCUCCGAUGGGAGCCUCGCGAUUCAUGCUGGUGAAAGAUUGGGUCGCGGCAUAGUUACUGAUGCAAUUACAACCCCAGUGGUUAAUACUUCUGCCUACUUCUUUAAGAAAACGGCUGACCUCAUUGAUUUCAAGGAGAAACGUGCAACAAGUUUUGAAUAUGGGCGCUAUGGAAAUCCAACGACAGUGGUUGUUGAGGAGAAGAUCAGUGCGCUUGAGGGAGCGGAGUCGACAAUGAUAUUGGCAUCUGGAAUGUGUGCUAGCACAGUCAUGUUGAUGGCAUUGGUUCCAGCUGGUGGGCAUAUCGUGACCACCACAGAUUGCUAUAGGAAGACUAGGAUAUUUAUUGAGACCAUUCUUCCCAAAAUGGGGAUCACGGCCACGAUCAUUGACCCUGCUGAUGUGAAAGCCCUGGAGUCUGCAUUGAAUGAGCACAAAGUUUCUCUUUUCUUCACAGAGUCUCCUACUAAUCCAUUCCUCAGGUGUGUUGACAUUAAGUUGGUUUCCGAACUUUGUCAUAAAAAAGGGGCUUUGGUCUGUAUAGAUGGCACUUUUGCCACACCUCUCAAUCAGAAAGCCCUUCCCCUUGGGGCUGAUCUUGUUGUGCAUUCUGCAACAAAAUAUAUUGGUGGCCACAAUGAUGUCCUUGCCGGUUGCAUUAGUGGUUCCUUGAAACUGGUUUCAGAAAUUCGUACUUUGCAUCAUAUUUUGGGUGGUGCUCUCAACCCGAAUGCUGCGUACCUGAUCAUUCGAGGCAUGAAGACAUUGCAUCUUCGUGUACAGCAACAGAAUUCAACAGCAUCGAGGAUGGCCAAAAUUUUAGAGGCACAUCCUAAGGUGGCGCAUGUCUAUUAUCCUGGCUUGCCGAGUCAUCCUGAACAUCAGCUUGCCAAGAGGCAGAUGACCGGUUUUGGUGGGGUUGUCAGUUUUGAGAUUGAUGGAGACUUGAUGACAACCAUUAAAUUCGUGGAUGCACUGAGAAUCCCAUAUAUUGCCCCAUCCUUUGGUGGUUGUGAGAGCAUUGUGGAUCAGCCAGCCAUAAUGUCUUACUGGGAUCUCAGCCAGUCAGAGAGGAUUACGUACGGGAUCAAGGAUAACUUGGUCCGGUUCAGCUUCGGAGUCGAAGACUUUGAAGAUUUGAAGGCUGACAUACUGCAGGCCCUGGAGACCAUAUAG
Molecule: messenger RNA, 1569 nt
Organism: Prunus armeniaca (apricot)
Lineage: Eukaryota; Viridiplantae; Streptophyta; Magnoliopsida; Rosales; Rosaceae
Source: the annotation of a GenBank genome assembly